This is a messenger RNA of Limanda limanda (common dab), 2514 nucleotides long. It is a transcript of the gene kcnb1, whose product is annotated as potassium voltage-gated channel, Shab-related subfamily, member 1. The record is from RefSeq and is a predicted model, not a curated record. Gene Ontology annotation, cellular component: membrane; voltage-gated potassium channel complex. Lineage: Eukaryota; Metazoa; Chordata; Actinopteri; Pleuronectiformes; Pleuronectidae. The transcript is spliced from 2 exons. Gene Ontology annotation, molecular function: protein binding; delayed rectifier potassium channel activity. Gene Ontology annotation, biological process: protein homooligomerization; potassium ion transmembrane transport. Bases 19 to 2514 code for a protein of 831 amino acids.
CCACGCCAUUAAGUCAUCAUGGAGAAAUCCUUGGCCGAGUUAAAUAAAGCUGGCUCCCGCUCAAUGUCCUCGCUGCAACCUGAACCAGCGGACAUAAUGCGCAGCAAGACAUGUUUCCGCCGAGUCAGGCUGAAUGUAGGGGGUCUCCCUCAUGAGGUCUUGUGGCGAACGUUAGACCGGCUACCACGAACACGUUUGGGGAAGUUAAGAGACUGCAACACCCAUGAGUCUCUGAUGGAAGUGUGCGACGACUACAACCUCGAGGAGAACGAGUACUUCUUUGACCGACAUCCGGGGGCAUUCACCUCGAUUCUGAACUUCUACCGCACGGGGAAGCUGCACAUGAUGGAAGAGAUGUGCGCCCUGUCGUUCAGUCAAGAGCUCGACUACUGGGGAAUCGACGAGAUCUACCUGGAGUCGUGUUGCCAGGCGAGGUACCACCAGAAAAAGGAGCAAAUGAACGAGGAGCUGAAAAGAGAGGCCGACAAUUUGAAAGACAGAGAUGGGGACGAAUUUGACAACACCUGCUGUGCUGAAAAACGGAAAAAACUUUGGGAACUCUUGGAAAAGCCCGGCUCGUCCGUUGCAGCAAAGAUCCUGGCCAUCAUCUCCAUCCUCUUCAUUGUGCUGUCCACCAUUGCCUUGUCUCUGAACACCCUUCCAGAGCUGCAGGACACCGAUGAGUUUGGCCAGUCCACAGACAACCCACAACUGGCCCAUGUGGAAGCUGUGUGUAUUGCCUGGUUUACCAUGGAGUACCUUCUUCGCUUCCUCUCCUCCCCCAACAAAUGGAAGUUCUUUAAAGGUCCCCUAAAUGUCAUCGACCUACUGGCCAUCCUGCCAUACUAUGUCACCAUUUUCCUAACAGAAUCCAACAAGAGUGUGCUGCAAUUUCAGAAUGUCCGCCGCGUGGUCCAGAUUUUUCGGAUCAUGCGUAUCCUUCGUAUAUUGAAGUUGGCGCGUCACUCCACAGGCCUUCAGUCUCUGGGCUUUACCCUGAAGAGGAGUUACAAUGAGCUGGGCCUCCUUAUCCUCUUCCUGGCAAUGGGUAUCAUGAUCUUCUCCAGUUUGGUGUUUUUCGCUGAAAAGGACGAAGAGGAUACAAAGUUUAAAAGCAUUCCAGCGUCUUUCUGGUGGGCUACUAUUACUAUGACCACAGUAGGCUAUGGAGAUAUAUACCCAAAAACUCUCCUGGGAAAGAUUGUGGGGGGGUUGUGCUGCAUAGCUGGAGUGCUGGUGAUUGCCCUGCCAAUUCCCAUUAUUGUAAAUAAUUUCUCUGAAUUCUAUAAGGAGCAAAAGAGGCAGGAAAAGGCAGUUAAACGGAGAGAAGCCCUCGAUAGGGCAAAGAGAAACGGCAGCAUUGUCUCAAUGAACUUAAAAGAGGCAUUUGCUCGUAGUGCCGAACUGAUGGAUGUCGUUGUAGAGAAAGGUGAGAGGCCUCAUGACAACAAUCUCUCUCCAAGUCGCUGGAAAUGGACGGCUAAGAGGGCUACAUCAGAGACAAGCUCAAACCGUUCCUUUAACGCCCAGGAGUUAGGUUCUCCAGACAAGGGAGAUGACAGUCCCCAGAGGCUAAAUGUGCAGAAACUAGAGGAGAUGUACAACCAGAUGGCAAAGACACAGUCACAACCCAACCUCAAUGCCAAAGACAGAGGCAAUAGAGUCAACAAACAGAGAGAUGAGAUAGAGCUGGGGGCCAUACAAGAUCACGGGCCACCAGUGUUAGGAACCAGAGAGGGAGUAGGGGACAUGAAAAGCUUGUCUAGCUUUGACAGCUACAUCAGUUGUGCAACAGACUUCCAAGAGAAUCCACGUUUCCUCCAUAGUCCAGCAAUGGACCUUGGUCUUCAGGAAGGUAACCGACUCUCCCACAGUCCGGCGACAGCGCUGUCCCAUCGCUCUAGUGCAAAAACAGGUCAACAGACCUCUAGGGAGUGUCAGCCCAUGCUAACUCCUGUGUCUGUCACAAAGCCCUCAUACUCAGAUAAUGCAAGGAAAUUCUUCUUUCCUGGAAACUCGAAAAGUCUUAUCCCUAAAGGAGGCUGCCGCAGUGAUGGGGAGUCAGGCAUGUCCCCGCUCUCAGACAGCUCAGUCCUGUCAGACCAUUCUCUUUUAAGUCCUGAAGUUUCUAUCUACACCACUGCCAGCAGCAGGACCCCACCGAUGUCCCCAGAGAGCACGACCCUGGCUCCAACUGUCUUCACCUUCCACGACUCCUCCAUCAGCAAGUACAUUGACGCCGACACAGACGAUGACGAGCACCUGCGCGACAUCUCUGACGCAAGUCCCUCAGAUUGUCUGUUGGCAGGAAAGAGCCCAAAACGCAGCAUCAACAUUAACUACCAGAGGGGCACCAACCAUUUAGAGGCAGCCCAAAAAAUGCUGGGCCAAAAUUGCUUGUUCGCCCAUGACGGGAUUCGUGGGGUGGCUCAUGAGAAUCACGUAGGACAUGAAAUGGCACAUAGACCAAAGGUUGAGAGAGGGCGUCAAAAUGCUUUGGAUAAAAGCCUCUGA